Wyeomyia smithii (pitcher-plant mosquito) is the source of this 2719-nucleotide messenger RNA. It is a transcript of the gene sigmar, whose product is annotated as tumor necrosis factor alpha-induced protein 8-like protein. The record is from RefSeq and is a predicted model, not a curated record. The transcript is spliced from 4 exons. Gene Ontology annotation, biological process: regulation of apoptotic process. Gene Ontology annotation, cellular component: cytoplasm. Lineage: Eukaryota; Metazoa; Arthropoda; Insecta; Diptera; Culicidae. Bases 766 to 1347 code for a protein of 193 amino acids.
UUUCAUUAAGUGACCUGAAUCUUAAUCAAUAAAUUGUCACGAUAAAUUGCCCGUCGAAGCUAUGAGCGCUGCCAGCAUACUGGAAUUGCAGACGUGGAUCGUGUAUCAGAGAAUUGCUGCCGAAUGUUCACACUGUUUGUGAUCAUCAACCAACCGUAGUUUAUCGCUAGAAAAAUCUUAAGUUCGUGCACAUUAUCAGUACAAUUUUGUUUGGCAAACAUCAUCAAGCACUUGAAAGCUUUUACGUGUCGCGAUUUCUUCUGGUGGACUCGCACGAUACUCUCGAACUGUACCAGAGGACCACCGCUAGGGCUAAUAAACAUCGUUUUAUUUUAUUUCUGUCUAUCGUUAUCAUCAAUCUACAGAAGUUGAAAGUGAGCUGACACGAUUGAAAUUGAUUGGUAAAGUGAACGGUUGGGCUGGUAUCGGUGGGGGCGAACGGUAAAACAACAAGCCGGAGUUUUUCCCAUUCAAAGGACGGGACAUGUUACCGUUUGUCGAAGGUCGCUCGUGACGGGACAAGAGAAAAAAAAACGACAAAAACAAAGAAAUUGUUAGCUGCCACAUUACGGCCGGCUUGGCCCUAAUUGAAAAGAAAACAUAGCGUUUGGUUUAAACGAGUGAUAGGUGACGUGGAGCAAAUAAACAUUGGAACAUUCGAAUUGAGAUCAUUCGGAGGCUAGGAAAUACCUUACCAAUAAAAAAAAAUAACAAGAUAAUCAGUUCUCAGCGAUUCAUUUCGUCUCCAGUGCCCGUAGAAGGAAAAUGAUCGAUACCGUUAUGACCGACAAUGCCUUCAAAGCCAGAGAUAUCGGUCUUCGGGCGCAGAAGAAAAUUCUGUCCCGAAUGGCCACCAAGAACGUUGCCAAAGUGUUCAUCGAUGGUACGACAGCUUCCCUGCUAGACAACGUCUACCGGUUAGCAAAGACACAUACCGGCAGCAAGAAGGACGCCGAACGUCUAGUCAAGAACGUCAUCAAAAUUGUAAUCAAAAUUGCCGUCCUGCAUCGGAACAACCAGUUCAACGCCGACGAGCUGCGGCUGGCGGAAACGUUCCGAACUAAAUUUCAAACGCUCCAGAUGGCCAUCAUCUCCUUCUAUGAGGUGGACUACAGCUUCGACCUAAACUAUCUGCUAAAGUCACUGCAGGCAGUGCACGGUUUAUUGAAGUCCUGCGUCGAACGUCACCUAACGGACAAAUCGAUUGGCCGUAUCGAUGAGGUAUUCGCCUUCUUCAGUGAUCCGACACUGCUGGAGGCAGCCUUCCGGCAGGAUUCACCUUACCGUGACUUGAUGGAUAAAAUCAUAGCCGAUCUGAACAAGGCGAUGGAGAAUGGGGACAUCUAGACAGCGAGAUGGACAUUUAGUAAUACGCUUUUUUGUCAGUUGUAAAGUGUAUUUAUUCUGUCAUGCUGGCCAAUAAUUCAGAUCGUUUUUGUUCUGCUGUUAAUCUAGUUGUAAAGGACAGCCAGCGUGAAUUUUUGCGCAAAAAAAAAACGUAGUCGUUGUAUGUUGCAGCGUUGCUAUUUAAGUUUGGUGCACAAUUAUUUAUCAUCAUCAGCAAACGCUUAACUACCGCUUGCCACGUGAAUGUCUAAUAGUGUAGCGAAAAAGCCUAACCUCCUAAAGUAACAUUUGGAGCCCGUUGAAAAAUACGAAGCUAGAUCAUGCUCAAAGAUUGUUGUUUUAGUUAUUAUUUGUGUAGAUGAAAAGCCCCGGCGCUAUGUCAUGCUGCCAUUCAAUGUCACUCCAUCUAUGCAAAGAACAUGAGUAGCAUAUAAAGAAUUGUAUACUUUGCAUUGCUUGUUCAAAUUCGGUUCUAAUAUCUAGGAACAAAAGUCCUGUAAAUGAUAGAAUCGGUUAACUUAGCUCAACCUCUUCAUACUUUUGAUAGAAAUGGGCGCAAAAUGGGUCAAGAUUAUUCAAGGAAGUUUGCGUUUUGAUUAUGUUAAUUCGGCAUCUGGAGUAAAACACAACCGUCAUUCGUGGAGGUUUGAAUAAUAUCAUGAAACUUUAAUAUAACAACUUUUUUGAACUGUGUAGUAUAGCAUACAAAAGUAAUGCUUUCCACUUUAUUUAUACUAAAGUUUAUUGUAAGUUGAAACAAAAAUUAUCUAAGUCAUUAUAUGAGAUACGUUUUUUGAGUGCGAAACAUUGGAAACUAACCGGUAUCGUGGCAAACAAUGGAAAACGGAACAGCGCAGAAAGUGAAUGUACUUAAAAUAACGCACUGAACAACAAACAACAAAUACUAUUAAGUAGAAGUGAUGAUGGUAGAUAGUCACUAAACAAGCCCGUGGCACAUGCCACAAUCGAACACGUACUAAUGUGAAAAAAAACUAGCCUAUAGAAAAACAAAUCUUUCGGCAUGCUGUGAACAACAACACAAAACACUCACCACAAAAUGGACCAGUUAAUCUCCUGUACUCUGUUUACAAAACACAUAGUUGAAACAAUAUCAGUUAAGGAACAAUAAAAAACAUUCUAAUAAUCACUGUACACAAAACGAAAUUCAAAAUACUCAAAUUCCGUCGGAAACGAUGCAGCAAAAUGGCCUGUUAUAAAGAAAGAAGGAUAAAAAUAACGCUUAUCUACACCAUUGCUGGAAAAUGCUAUCGGCAAAGCAGUUCACAAACGUUCAAAUUUAGUUUGAAACUUACGGAUUGAUAUUUUGAUUGAAGAACACAGUAAUAAAACGACGAUAAGUAUGGAACAUUCA